Drosophila serrata is the source of this 1913-nucleotide messenger RNA. It is a transcript of the gene Haspin, whose product is annotated as haspin. Gene Ontology annotation, molecular function: histone H3T3 kinase activity; zinc ion binding; nucleic acid binding. The record is from RefSeq and is a predicted model, not a curated record. NCBI's taxonomy places the organism in Eukaryota, Metazoa, Arthropoda, Insecta, Diptera, Drosophilidae. Gene Ontology annotation, cellular component: cytoplasm; nucleus. Gene Ontology annotation, biological process: protein phosphorylation; intracellular signal transduction; mitotic cell cycle.
AAUAGACCGAAAGUUCGCUUUUGUCACCGCUAGGUUGCGUUACUUUCACAAAGGAAAAAUACUAUUGAAGGAUUAAAUCUCUAUGCGCCAAGUGAACAAUAUUUUGGAUGCAAGCAUACGGACAAUCGUGUUGACGCCAUGGAAGAGACUUCACAAAAUGAUGAAUGGAUUGACUCUUUUGAUAAAUUGUUAAACCGUAGGCCGCAACUACGUGAACUUAAUAUAAUUAAAGAUACUGUAAGAGCAUCAUUCAACAUAGACUCAAGUGUCGAAAACAGCAUCAAGGCCAUAGAAAAACAAGAGUCAUUUAAAGCAAAGCAAAAUUCCUCUUAUUCCGAUUGUUUAAAAAAGAACCAUGAUCGUAGCUGUUCUAUAUCAACUCCAUGCUCCAAACGUUUUAAUUCAGAUUUAUUUCAUUGCGGACUAUCUCCAAUAACUGGUAUAAAACUUGACGGAUUUGAAUGUAAUAAUCUCAGAAACAAUGAAACAGAAGCAAAAGUUAAAAGCGAAAUUGGAUUUAAAAAUUUUCUUAAAAAUGGUUAUAAGGAUGUUCAUGAAAUUACUUUAAAUUGCAAAAACAAUCUUGUCAAUUGGCCUCCUCUUGCAUUACAGCCAGGAAAGUGGCGCAAAUCUUUAAACACUUGGCGAAAGACUCAUGAAACUAAACAAAGGGAAAUAAGCAAAUGUAUAACACCAAGCGGGUCUAUAAAAGCUGGGAAAUCAAGAUCACUAGUAACGGGUCGUAUGUCAGUAUGUUUAACUGAUUUUAAUGAAAUUAGUUGUGAUCAUGAACAAGAAGUUUUAAAAUAUUGCGAUCAGUUAAACCCGCUUUCAUUUCAUGCUACAUAUUCAUUAAAACGAAUGAUGGACCCAAUUAAAGUUGGUGAAGGCGCUUACGGUGAGGUUUUCAGGUGCACCACUCCUGCCAAUAAUUACGCCAAACAUAACCUUGAUAUCGUACUAAAGAUAAUACCAAUCGAAGGAUCCAUGGAAAUUAACGGAGAGAAGCAAAAAUCAUUUGCCGAAAUCUUGCCAGAAAUAAUCAUAACUAAAAAAAUGUCCAGUCUCCAAGCGAAUGCAAAUAAUUCCACUGACGGAUUUGUAAAUAUACACAAGGCAACAUUAGUUAGAGGAAAAUAUCCACAUCAUUUAAUACAGCUUUGGGAAAAAUACGACUCUGAAAAGAAUUCUGAGAAUGACCAUCCUCGAGUUUUUGCAGUCAACCAACUAUAUCUAGUUCUAGAAUUGGAGUUUGCGGGAAAUGACAUGUCAAAUUUUAAAUUUACCAAUGCAGAACAAUCAUAUUUUGUAUUGCAACAGAUUAUUUUAUCCCUGGCUAUUGGUGAAGAGGAGUGCCAAUUUGAGCACAGAGAUCUUCAUUGGGGCAACGUUUUAAUUAAAGAUACUAAAAAGAAAGACAUUUAUUUUAAAUUUAUGAACAAUGACUUGACACUUCCUUCAAAAGGAGUUAAAAUAUCUAUUAUUGACUACACUCUUUCAAGAAUAACUAUUGGCCAAUCUUGCUAUUUUAAUGAUUUGUCAAGUGAUGAAGACCUUUUUUCAGCUACUGGAGACUAUCAGUACGAUAUUUACCGUAUGAUGCGGAAUGAAUUAAAAAACAACUGGGCUUCUUUUUCUCCAAAAACCAAUAUUCUAUGGUUGUCCUACUUAGUUUCAAAGCUACUAAAGGGAGUAAACUACAAAUGUGUUAAUUCAAAAAUUCACAGGCAGCAUAUUAAAAAGCUAAAGGAAUUGCAAAAUAAUAUGCUAAGCUAUGACAGUGCUGCAACGUGUGUAAAAAAUAUGUUUAGGCUAACUUAAAACAAUUGUUUUCACUGAGGAAUCAAUUAAUCAAAAUUCAUGUUUUUAUUUAAUUGUUCUAUAAACUAAAGCUACAACUAUUUUCUAUUUUU